AUGUCGUCCUUUCACGUUCGUCUGCUUCAAUACAUCGAAGGCUUUCCAUCAAGUGGUAUUUUUGCUCUGCGCAGGUUUCGCAAGUGCUUGUCUAGACUGGCUUCAACAGAUCUGACGGUAGGCCAGCAAAUCUACAAAAGAUCCACGCACCCUACGUCUGUGCCACUAAGUAAGCUUUUUUCAUCUCAGUUCCCCCUAUCUACUAAGGAGCUGUUCCGCGAUUAUGCGUUUCGUCAUAAUCCACUAAAGUUCCAAUGGGAUUUGUUAUCUACAUUACCUUUCUUCCCGAAUGCGGAUGCUCAAGGUAGGAGAGGCCAUGUGGUGGAAACAACGCUUCUGUCGGGCCACCGGAUCAACGAGUUUGUCAUACAUCCUCCAUCGUUCAACGGUAAGGCCCAAGUAGAACAGGACGCCUUGUACGAAAAUUGUAAUCACUUGAUCAUGGUGCAUGGUUAUGGAGGUGGACUCGGUUUUUUUCUAAAAAAUUUUGAUCAAGUGGCACUGUUGCCCAACUGGGUGGUGCACUCAGUAGAUUUAUUGGGCUACGGUUGUUCAUCACGGCCAAAAUUCACGCCCACCUGCUUGGACGAGGUGGAAGACUGGUUUCAUGAUUCUUUUCAAGAGUGGUUAAACCUUCGGCAUUUGAAUAAAGCCCCAGAAAAGAAUUUAGUCAUGGCACAUUCCAUGGGUGCUUACUUGAUGGCUACAUAUGGCAUAAGACGAGACCCAAGCUUUUGCAAGAAAAUGCUCAUGGUUUCGCCUGGUGCAAUUAUCAAGCACAGGAGAAAAGUGCCUGUUCCAGCGUACUUUGCGAGGUUAUGGGAACAAAAUAUAUCGCCUUUCUCUCUAGUACGGAAUGCCGGGCCGCUUGGGUCAAAGCUCGUUAGCAUGUGGUCCUCCAGACGGUUUGCUAACUUACCAGCGAAGGAGGCUAAACUACUCCACAAAUAUGCCUACGGUAUUUUCCAAAGUCCCGGUUCCGGUGAGUAUAUGUUGAACUAUUUAUUAGCUCCUGGUGCUGACGCAAGACAUCCUCUUAUAGAAAGAGGUGUCGAGGCCCUCAAAUGCAGACUUCUAUGGUGUUACGGAAAAGAAGAUUGGAUGGACCGGAAAGGUGGUGAAUUGUGUUCAGCAAUGAUUAAUGAGCAUUAUGGAGACCCAACGCGCAGUAGCACUUGUGAAAUUGAAAAUGCUGGCCACCAUCUCUAUCUUGACAACAUCAGAGAUUUCAACAAAUUGCUUCUCACUGAGAUGAAAAACUUCUAA
Molecule: messenger RNA, 1266 nt
Organism: Clavispora lusitaniae ATCC 42720
Lineage: Eukaryota; Fungi; Ascomycota; Pichiomycetes; Serinales; Metschnikowiaceae
Product: carboxylic ester hydrolase
Biological process (GO): cardiolipin acyl-chain remodeling; phosphatidic acid biosynthetic process; lipid homeostasis
Cellular component (GO): mitochondrion; mitochondrial inner membrane
Molecular function (GO): lysophosphatidic acid acyltransferase activity; A2-type glycerophospholipase activity
Source: RefSeq, a predicted model, not a curated record